Molecule: messenger RNA, 753 nt
Organism: Lampris incognitus (smalleye Pacific opah)
Lineage: Eukaryota; Metazoa; Chordata; Actinopteri; Lampriformes; Lampridae
Gene: nmbr
Product: neuromedin B receptor
Exons: 4
Coding region: 19-753 (244 amino acids)
Biological process (GO): G protein-coupled receptor signaling pathway
Cellular component (GO): membrane
Molecular function (GO): G protein-coupled peptide receptor activity
Source: RefSeq, a predicted model, not a curated record
AAGGCCAUAGUGAACCCGAUGGACAUCCAGACGUCCAGCGCCGUGGUGUGGACCUGCCUGAAGGCUGUGGCCAUCUGGGUCAUCUCCAUCCUCCUCGCUGUUCCGGAGGCCAUUUUCUCACAGGUCGUCUCCAUGCAGGGUCACAGGGACAGCGGUAAUGUGACCUUUGUGAACUGCGUCCCGUACCCGCUGUCCAAUCAGAUGCAUCCGAAGAUCCACUCGGUGAUGAUCUUCCUGGUUUACUUCCUGAUUCCGCUGGUCAUCAUCUCUGUCUACUACUACCACAUCGCACGCACGCUCAUCCGGAGCGCGCACGACAUGCCGGGAGAGGCCAGCGAGCACUCCAGGAGACAGAUGGAAACCAGGAAGCGCUUGGCGAAGAUUGUGCUGGUGUUCGUGGGCCUGUUCGCCCUCUGCUGGUUCCCUAACCACGUUCUGUACAUGUACCGCUCCUUCCACUACCACCAGAUGGACCUGUCGCUGGCCCACCUGCUCAUCACGCUGUUGGCCCGCGUCCUCAGCUUUUCCUCCUCCUGCGUCAACCCCUUCGCCCUUUACCUGCUGAGCGAGAGCUUCCGCCGCCACUUCAACAGUCAGCUGCGGUGUGGCCGCGGGCUGCGCCCGGAACGCCAGGCCAGCUACCUGCAGAGCACCUCCCACAUCCGCCUCACCUCUAUCAAGAAGACCUCGGCCACUGCUGUCCUGGUCCCCGCCGCCAACGGCAACUCCAACAAACAAGAGGUGGCGCUGUGA